Molecule: messenger RNA, 2462 nt
Organism: Oryzias melastigma (Indian medaka)
Lineage: Eukaryota; Metazoa; Chordata; Actinopteri; Beloniformes; Adrianichthyidae
Product: GTPase IMAP family member GIMD1
Exons: 4
Coding region: 1227-1919 (230 amino acids)
Molecular function (GO): GTP binding
Source: RefSeq, a predicted model, not a curated record
UUUUUUUAGUGUUCGUAGAUUAAAAAAAAGUCAGAACUUCAAUUUAAUAAAAUGAUUUUGAAAAACUGAUUUUGUUUUAAACAUAUUGACAAUUUUAUUAAAAAAUGUAAUCAAAUUAAAGGUUGUCAAGAACAGUUUAGAUUCAGAACAAAAACAUCUAGUUCAUAUACUCUUACAAACAAAUAAUUUGGGCAAAACACAGAAAGAUAGAAAAAUAAAUAUUGUUUCCCUGUAACCGAUUAAGACUAUUAACCUAUAAUUAAUCUUAAAUUAUUAUGUGUAUGCUGAAAUGUAGAUUUUUUUUGUUUCUUUCGUUGUUCAUUUCAUUUGGUUUUUAUUUUGUUUUAUUUUCCUUUUAUUUCUUUUUAUAAGCGACAGUCUUAAAUAGGUUAAGCUAAAAAUUGAAUUUUUUUUUUUUAUUCUGGUAAAUAAUUUUGUUAACUAAUUUCAGUGUCCCUCUGUCUCCCUCUGCUGGUCAUUUUCGUUACUGCAUUCUUCUCGUCUUUUCCGCUGAUGGUUUUAUUGGUCUCCACAACUUUUGCUCAAACCGAUAAACAUUUAUUUCUUUCUAAAUGUUUGUAUUUUUAUUGUUGAUUCUGAUCUAAAUCAGAGUAUAAAUUAUGCUUUUAAUGUUUAUACAUCCAGUAAAUAUUCUUGUGUUUUGAUCUGUGAAUAUUUGGCCUUAAUCCUGUAAGUAACGAUCACAGCUCUCAUCAACACUGAGGAAUGAUCCUCCACUCACAUUUCUCCUCUAAAAUGUUUUACUUUCACAUCAUUUCCAGCGUUUUGGUUCCCGAUCAACGAGGUUUCUGUGAUCCGGUUGUAAACCGUGAAGCUGAUCUGUUUCUUUGUUUAAGAUGAGAGUUUAUGGCCGAGUGAAAGUCCAACACGUUCUGACCAACACGCCUCACAGUUCUGUGUUUAUGGUUCUACAGCAGGAUGGGUUCUGGAGUAAAAGAACACAGAUCGGACCAAAUGAUUCUGAGGCUCCUUCAAAACCAGUCGAGGUCUCCAUCUCCUGACUCCACUGCUGUCACCUGACAGUCAGAGGUGUUUUAUGGUGUAAUCUGUAGAAAUACAGAGUAAGCUAACUGCAGGAUGAUUGUGUUUUAUGACCCAAUAAACAUGAGCGGCGACCGAGCCGACCGGUUACUCUUUAACCAGGAGACCAGCAGAUUCCACAUCGACCGAUCCAGGAACUGAGUCUGUUCUCUGCAGCCGUGGAGAUGGAUCCCAGCGUCGACGACGGUCUCCAUGCCAACAGCCUCACAAACAUCCUGAGGACGUUGGGUUCCCGCAAAGCCGACGGAUCCCAGAGAGCACUGGUCCUAAACGUACUGUUGCUAGGAGACAAGCAGAGUGGGCGGAGCUCCGUGGGGAACGCUCUGAUUGGUGGAAACGAGUUCCAAACCGGCGUUUCCACGGCGACACAGUCUCAGCUUCUAAGUCACAAUUUUCCGAAGUUCUUUCGGAGGCAGGGAGCAGAAACGGAUUUGGUGCUGAGAGUAAUGGACACGCCCCCUUUGAAGGCCCGCCCUCCGAGUCUGCAGACGUUCUGUCUCGAAGGCGUCCAUGUCCUGGUGGUUGUGGCGAGAGUGGACCGCCCGUGUAGCGCACACGUGCAGAAGCUAGCCGCGAACCUCCUCGGUCCAGAUUGGCGUCAACACACUCUAAUCGUCUUCACGCACGCUGACUAUCUUAAAGAGGCGGGGCUUAGCCAGUCGGACUACCUCAAUCAGACUGCUGACUGGAUGAGAGUCCUGUCCAAGGAGGUUAGGGGCGGAGUCUGUUUCCUGGACAACAGAAGCGAUUGGCCGAUAAUCCUGGGUCAGCCCCUCAGAGACCAACUCCUCCGACUGUCAGCCGCCAACCAUCACCGAGCUCUGAGGGUCCGGACGGACGCCGAAGGAGACCUGUGACGGGCUGAAGAGAAACUCGCCGUCUUUACGCUUUAGUCUCUUUAACACUUUAAACUCCUCGUGUUUCGCUCCUGUAAACAGUGAUUAUCGUGAGAAACAAAGAACCGAAGUCUUUACCAUCGAAACAUCUGGAAGAUCUCCUGGACGUGAAGAUGUAAUGUAAAUGCCUAACCCGUGCCUGGUCUGUGUCUGGGACCACAUCUGGAACCGCUAUCCAUCUGCGUCUGGUUCUGGGUUAAGGUUAGGAUUCUGGUGCAGUCUACAUCCCGAUACCGGUACUCUAACCCUAGCCUGAUCCGCAUCUGGUACCGAUCCGCAUCUGGUACUGGGUUAAGGUUAGGGUUAGGAUUCUGGUGCAGUCCACUUCCCGAUACCGGUACUCUAACCCUAGCCUGGUCCAGAUCUGGUACCGAUCUGCAUCUGGUACUGGGUUAAGGUUAGGGUUAGGAUUCUGGUGCAGUCCACAUCCUGAUACUGGUAUCCUAACCCGGUACCCUAACCCAAGCCUGGUCCGCGUCUGGUACAGAUCUGCAUCUGGUACGG